Molecule: messenger RNA, 1608 nt
Organism: Vidua chalybeata
Lineage: Eukaryota; Metazoa; Chordata; Aves; Passeriformes; Viduidae
Product: basic proline-rich protein-like
Exons: 3
Coding region: 1-1608 (535 amino acids)
Source: RefSeq, a predicted model, not a curated record
AUGGAGCGGCACCGCCCCGGCCGCAGCCCGCCCCGGGUCUGGGUCCGCGGGGGUUCCCCGGCGAGCCCCCCGCCCGAGGCGCGGCACGUCCCGCUCCCGAGCCCCGCGAGGCCACGGCACGGCCCACGGCCCCGGGCCGCCGCCGGGGCCCCGCGGGGCGGGCAGCACCCCCCCGCCCGGGACACGGCGCCUUGCCGAGGGCUAGGCCCCGCCGUGCUGCCCCGCGCCCGCUCCCGCAGCCCCCGGCUCAACAGUUGCCCCCGGGGCCGCUCCCCGGCGGAGCGUCCCGCAGCCCCGGCAGCUGCGGCCGGGCCCCCGCGCCGCCGCACCGGGGCAGCCCCGGACAUGGAGGUGGCGGCUGCCGCGCUGCCCCCGGGGAAGGCUCUUCCGCCACCGCCCGGCACACGGCCGGCUGUCACCCGCAGCCGAACCGGCACCCGCAGCCGAACCGGCCCCGGGCGCGGCGGCGGCCGGGGCGGGCUGGGGCCAUGCCGCCAAACUCCACGAGCACCCGGCGCCGCCGUCCCACCACCGCCCCGAGAGCGCCGCGCUGCGCGGCCGCCCCGCCCCGCCGCGGGACCCCCCGCACCGCCCCGGCAGCGGCAGGUGCCGCCGGUGCCGGAGCCGGAGCAGCCGUGCCGGGCAGGGCAGCGGCUCCGCCGCGCCGUCGCGGGGCGGAGAGCGGAGCCGCCGCCGCCGCCCGCUGCCCCCCGCCCGGCGCUGUCAGUGCCCGCCGCGCCCCCGCCGCUGUCCCGCCGCAGGACGUCGCCGGUCCCCCCAGCCCGCACACCCCCCCCGCGCCGCCCCACCGCCGCCGCCGGGGGUGUCCCGGGACCGUUUCCAUGGAGAUCCCGUCCGGACGGCCGGGAGGGGGGGUCGGGCCACCCGCUCCCCCCCGCCUGCCCCCGUGUGCCGUGGGUGCGGGGCGGCACGGGCCCGGGGUGCCCGGGCAGCGGGGGCCGGGGUCCAGCGCGGGGCGGCGCGGGGCGGUGGGUACGCACCUGCUUCCCGAGGCGGGCGGGCGGCGGGGGGCGGCGGGCCGGGGCGGGCCCCUGCCCCAGGCGGCGGGUCGGACCCCGGGUGCUGCGAGCGGCGCUUCGGCGGCAGCGGCGGCGGCGGAGGAGACACUGGCAGCGGCAGCCGGAGUGUGAGGGCGAGAGCGAGCCGCGGCCGCGCGGGCUGCCGGGAGCCGUAGUCCGUCUGCCGGGGCCGGGAGCCGCCGAGCCGCCCCGCGGACUGCGGGUCCCGGCGUGCCGCGCGCUCCGGCCCGCGCGGGGGGGCCGGUCCGGAGAGGGAACGGGCGGGCGCGGGGAGGGAACGAGGGAGGGAGCGCGGGGAGCGUCCUCAGCCCCGGUCCCCGACGCCCCGCUGCCCCUCGCCCCGUUGCCCUCCGCCCGGUACUCCCCGCCCGGUGCCCACCGCCGGCCGCGGCCGCGGGAGGGUGGGUGUCCCCGGGCGCAGCGGGGCUGGCCGGUUGAGAGAACGUGGACCCGCCUGCCCAGCCCAGGUGGGCGUGUGGCCCCCACCCCGGCGACGCUGCCGCUGGGUGACCCCCCGGGCCCACCCCCCCCCGUCCGGCUCGAUGCCCCGCGGGGCGCGCAGCGCUGA